AUGGCAAAGCAGCGAGGGGCCAGCAAGCCUGUGCCGGCCGCAGGUCAUGACGGUUCGGACGACGACGCGUACCCAUCCCCUCCCAAGAGGCUCGGCCGAGGCAGCAGCGUCCGAGGCUCCAACCUCUCCACAACAGCCGCCGCAGCUGCGGCCGCAUCGGUAGCGGCGGCGGCGGCGGGCGCGGGCGCGGGGAUGGUGGGGGGCGGCGGAGGGGGCCCCGCGGGGAUGGAGGGCGUGGAAGAGGGGGGCGCGGGGGGCGGCGGGUGGGAGGCCAUGCUGCAGCAGCUGGAGCGCGACUCGUAUCUCGCCGUGCUCCGCGCGUUCGGCGCGCAGUCCGAAGCGAUCACCUGGGUAGGGCUACCACGUGGGUAG
Closterium sp. NIES-65 is the source of this 372-nucleotide messenger RNA. The record is from the annotation of a GenBank genome assembly. Lineage: Eukaryota; Viridiplantae; Streptophyta; Zygnematophyceae; Desmidiales; Closteriaceae.